UUCAAACCCAUUCAAUCACUUCAAAUCAACAUCGAUUACCAUUCAGAAAUCAUCAAACAUCAAUCAUCAAUACCAAUUCAUCAAAAUACCAAUCCAACCCAUCAUCAUGUCAGCUACUUAUGCGAUUUAUACUUCACCUACUCAUAAACCCAUUCCAGAUCAUUUACCUACUUUAAUCAUCACUCCACUUGGAAAACCUCAUCAAAUCUUAUAUACUUAUCUACACACAAACUAUAAUCGAGAAAACUAUUUACUUACUCCAUCUGAUCAAGGUGAUUUAUGUGUAGCUAAACUCUUUCCACCUUCAUCUUCCAAUUCAAAAAGACCUAAUAGUCAUGAAAGUAAUAGUCAACCUAGUUCUGGUUCUUCUCAUCAUCAUUCGAAUGAUAGGAAUGAUAGGAAUGCUAUUAGGUGUGAAGCUUCUAGAAACUUACGAUGGACUAUUAGGAAUGAAGGAAUUCAGAAUCCGGUUUAUAAACUUACUUUACCUAAUCCUGAUAAUCAACAAGUCGAACAACCUUUGUUUCAAGUUAGUAAACCUAAUCCGAAUUCUCCCUGGUGGACUUUAUUUUAUUUUACGUAUGCUGGACAUCUUAUUCCUCCUAAACGGAUUGAAUUUGGUAAGAUUAUGAAACAUCAAGGUGGGUCUGGUGAAACGAGAAUCAGUGUGACUGGAAAAACAGAUGAAGAGAAAGCUGUAUGGAAGACAUUAGGUGAUGGAAAUGAAGAUAUGGUAGAAUGGAUCUUGAUUUGUGCUUCAUUAAAUGUCUUAGAUGAUGAGAUCACCAAAGCAGCCGAAGCAGCUGGUGUGAAGUUGUCUAGAGAUACAGGAUCGAUUCGAUUACCUAACCCACAAUCGGCUCCGAUCCGUCAAUUACAUCCGACUGGAAAUGUCCAAAACCCACCUGGACCCGCUCCAAUCCGACCUGCAAUCUAUCAUGCUGAUAGUCAAAAAGUUAGAACUCCUCCUACGAAUCCAGGACCUAGUCGAGCUCAAUAUCCUGUUGUGUCAUCACCUAGUCCGGCAGGAAGGGGUCCACCUGCACCACCGGUGGGUGGAAGACCUUUUCCUGGACCUCAACCACAUCAUCCACAAUCGAUGGCUAGCUCACAAGGUAGUUCGAGAAGUUCGAAUGAUAGUCAUCGAUUGCCUACCACACCGAAUCGAGGGCCGAAUGAAGGAUCAUACCAUCCUUCUACUUCAAGACCGGUUCCUAAUGGAUCUAGACCGAUUCCAAACGGAACUUCUUCAACACGUGUUCCACCCGGAGGUUCAUACGCUUAUGAUCAACAAGUCUUACAAACUGGUUCCAGAGGUUCUCCACAUGGUUCAUCUGGGUAUGAAAGUAGACCUCAAGUUGGAUUGAGAGCUAUGGCACAAAACCAACUUAGAGCCCCACCAUCAUCAUCACAACCACCACCACAAACUUAUCAACAAACACAACCACAUCCACAUUCACAUUCUCAAACACAACACUUGCAAAACCAUCAUGCUAGUUCUUUGAGAUCUGCAAAUCCGAUGGCUCAAAACGGUAGAGCUCCAAUUCAGGUUCAGUAUGAUCAUACUAGUCCGUUGAGAGUUAGGAAAGUGAAAUGAGAACUUGUGAUUGUGGGAUUUUUUGGUGGGUUUGGUUUCAUGAGGGUUCUUCUUGUGCUUUUGGUUCUGCUGUGGGUCUUGGGCUCAGGUGGGGUUCGUAAUGGAUAUCCUUUUUUUUAUAUUGAAAAAAAUAGUUGGUUUUUUUUUGGUUUUUCUUUUGGUUUCUUUUGGGAAAGGAUUUUUCUUUUGGGAAAGGAAAUCAAAAGAAUAAGAAGAAAAUCAUUUGAAUUUUUUUUUCUUUGGGAACUCUUUACUUCGUUCUUUUUUCUCAUUAUUAUCAUAUCAUCUCUUCCUCUUUUUCAGUUUUCAUAAUUUCUUUGUUAUUUUUUUCUGUUGUCAAUCAAACAAACAAAGAAAAGAAUUAAAGAUGUAAAAGAAGGAAAAGAAGGAAAAACUCAAGUUUGGAUUUUUGUUUUUAACUUUUUUUCUUUUUUUUUCGUUCUUGAUUGAUUCGAUUUGAUUUUGAUUUGAUUUGGUUUUGAUUUUUUUUGAAUAAAGGUUUUUUUGUUUUCUUUUUGUGGUUUGGUUUUAGUUUUUUCCUUUGAGUUUUCUUUGAGUUAUCUCUCUUGGUUUUUUUCAUUUUUUUUUGGAAACCUUUUUGGAUUACUUUUUCAAGAUACCUUUUUUUUUAAAUACCUUUUUUUUACCACCUUUUGUAAUAUUUUGUAAAUGGAAAGAAAGAAAGAAGGAAAGAAAAAGGUUUUUUCAAGGAAGUGUUUUGUUGGAUUGAUUUUCUUUUCUGAUCUUUUGCUUUCUUUUUUUGCAAGACUCUAUUUUGUAAAAUUAAUUGUUGUUUUGAGGGGUUAUAUAAUUUUGUGUUGUGUUGUGAUGUGAUGUGUGAUGUGUUGUGAUGUGUGAUGUGUUGUGUUGUGAUGUGAUGUGAGAUGUUUUUUUGGAUAUAUGAAUAAUAUAAGAAAUAUCAAUAUGGUUUUUUGGUUU
This is a messenger RNA of Melampsora larici-populina 98AG31, 2536 nucleotides long. RefSeq lists its product as uncharacterized. The record is from RefSeq and is a predicted model, not a curated record. Bases 107 to 1597 code for a protein of 496 amino acids. The transcript has 3 exons. Lineage: Eukaryota; Fungi; Basidiomycota; Pucciniomycetes; Pucciniales; Melampsoraceae.